UGUCAGUGUCAUAUGACAGCUGUCAUUUACAAAUCUGAGCCGAGAAAUUUUCGUUCGACUCGUCCUUCAUUUUUCUCUUACGUGCGUAGAAGCCCCAUUUUGUACCGAUCGAAGCCAUGGCAGAUUCUCAGGGCAAUGACAAUACCACUUGCGUAGUGUGUUUCAAGAACGUCUUGUAUUACUCGAUUGGAGAAUGUGAUCAUCCCGUAUGUUUCGAGUGUUCAACCCGUAUGCGAGUCCUCUGCUUGCAAAACGAGUGCCCCAUAUGUCGACAGGAUCUAGCAAGGGUCGUAUUUACAGAAACAGUUUUGCCUUACAAAGAACUUCGUAACAAGGUGUUCAAUGAUAGGCUAUUUGAGAGACAGUUCAAAAUAGGGUUUUGUACUCAAGAGAUAAAAAAUGCCUACGACAAACUUCUGGAGAACCACUGCAAAAUGUGUGAUAAGAUACCACCAUUCAGGACAUUUGCCAUGCUCAGUGACCACAUGAGGAGGGUCCAUGAGAGAUUUUUCUGUGAUCUCUGUGUUAAACAUUUAAGGAUAUUCACAAGUGAACGAAAAUGCUAUACUCGUCAAGAGCUAGCCCAUCACAGACGGAAAGGGGAUUUAGAUGAUACAUCUCACAGAGGUCACCCGCUCUGCGAAUUCUGCGAGGAGCGUUUCAUGGACGCCGACGAGCUGUACCGCCACCUCCGCAAGGAGCACCUCUACUGCCACCUGUGCGACGCGGACGGUCGCAACUUGUACUACGCGUCGCAUUCUGCGCUUGCGCACCAUUUCCGCACCGACCACUUUCUGUGCGAGGAGGGGGAGUGCGCGGAACAACAUCUGACGUCAGUCUUUAGGAGCGAAAUCGACCUAAAAGCCCACAAGGCGACGGUGCACGGUCGUGGUAUGAAUAGAGGCGCGGCGCGGCAAGCUAGGACUCUGGAGCUACAGUUCAACAUCACCCCGCAUCCCGUAGCUCAUCGCGCGCCGCAUCGAAACCCCGAGCCCCGCCCGGAGCCCCAAUCGCCGCCGCCGCAGUCGCCGCGCAUCGACACGCUCAGCGUGGAGCAGUUCCCGCGGCUGUCGGCCGCGCAGCCACAACACAGCUUGUCGCUAGCGCCUGUCAAACACUAUAACGCGGUGGAUGGUUUGACCCGCAACGAGCGGAAUUUCCCGGCGCUAGACGGCGCCGGCGCCGGCGCCGGCUGCAGCUCGCGGCCGGCGCGCCCCGGGUCACAGCCCGUGGCCGCCGUACUCAGCAACUCGAAGCCCAGCGUAUCGAUCCAGCUGCACAGCCAACCAGCGAGCGCCAGCAACUUCCGCUUGACGCAAACUAGCGGCAACCGUAUCUCCAUCCCGCAGCAUCAGAAGAAGACUCCGCUGAAUGACGACGACUUCCCCUCCCUAAGUAGAGACGAUCACCCAAACAUCGGUGCAGGGACCGUCCAGCCUCCGAAGGUCACAAUGAUAAAUAGUCAGGAAAUGAACGCGCUCAAAAGCAAACAGCAGAGUUUCCAAGCAAGGAAACCUUCGCACGGCGGCGAGGCGUUCCCGGCGUUGUCCGGGGGCGGAGCGCCCGCCGCGCCCCCGCAGUGGAUCACCGUCAGCAGCAAGGGCGCCAAGCCUGGCAAGGCCAAAGAGAAACCCAACAGACCCGAACCUCCCCCCCAACCGAGCUUCAACCCAUUCGCUGACUUCCCAACUCUCCCCGUCAACAACUCGAAACCUAUCUCCAACGCGAAACCGAAAAAAACCCUCGCGACACCCACCCAACCCCCGGUUAUCCAUACCGAAUCGAAAGCCAGUAAAAAAGACAAAAAGAAACAAAACAACAACGCAGCGAAGAAAGAAAACGUAAACGAGUUCGCGCACGUGAACGGCGCGAUCGACAAGAAGAUAGCGCGGGAGAUGUCAUACGUCGGCAUCGGCGUCGACGACAGUCCCAACGCGGAAGUGCAGAAGAAGGUGAAGACCGUGGAGGCCGCGGCGGCGGCGGCGAGCGAGGGCGACCGGAACGGCGGCCACGGGGACUUCACGCUGGCGGCGCGCGACUACCCGCCGCUGAGCGCCUGGCCCGCCAAGCGCGAGCGCCCGCUCUGCAACGGUCUCACCUUCACCAACUCUUCCGGCCAGACCUUCUCCGCGCCGCUGCACGCCUACAUACCGCCUGUGGACUUCGAGCGCCGGAACCGGGAGCUGGUGAAGAAGUUCGCGGUCGCGCUGGGCGGCGCCGCGGCCGUCGAGGAGUUCAAGGUGGCGUCGCGGGCGUUCCGCGACGGCGUCAUCGCCGCGGAGGAGUUCUACUCGCACUGUCGCGCGGCCCUGGGCGCGCAGCUGGAGGCGGUGUUCCCGGAGCUGGUGGCGCUGCUGCCGGACAUCGCCAAGCAGCAGGAGCUGGUGGUGGGGCGGGCGGCGGGCGCGCUGGCGGCCUGCGACUCGUGCGGCCAGCUGCUGGCGCCAGCGGACCGCGGGCCGCAUGCGGCUGCGCACUGGCCGCCGCUGGCGCCGCGCUAGCCGCUUGUGAUGCCGCCUUCUCACCGGUGACCGAAACAGAUAUAUCGAAAGACACGCUCGAGGGUAAUAAUGUUACGAUUCAUCAUAGAUCUUUAUUAUUUAAUUUUGUCUGUCAAAUUUUUAAUAAAUCGACACGGACGGUUCGUUUCUUAUACGAUAAGUUAUCUCGGUAUAGGUGUGUUAUUUAAUUGAAAUUUGACAGGUUUUAGACAAUGCUUCCCGCAUCAUGUGAGGACAAAUUUGCAACUUGUCAAUAGAUCGUUCAAAAGUGUACUAGUUGUACCCGAAUAAUAUUUUUGUAUUCCACCGCAAGUUAUUUUCUAUAAAAGUAACUUUUCUACUUAUACACUUUACUUACUUUUCAUGCCUGUAUUAAAAAUAUUUUAUUCUUGGUUAUGUUUUUAUUAGAAUGUACUGUAACGAGAACUACAGGUGCUUCUAAAUAGUAAUUUCCUCUUUAAUUCAAUAAUGACAGUUAACUGUCCUUUCAAUACAAAUCUAUAAUCACUAUUGUAAAUUCCAUAGUGACAAGUGUAUCGAUGCAUUCUUACAGUAUCGCAACUAAGUUGAAAGUGAUUUGUAUUACCUGAAUGUUAUUAAAUGUAAAAAUAUAUUGUUUCAAAUUGAAAAUGCUAUUAUAUUUUUGUACUUUUCACAUUAAAAUAGUGAAUGUAAAUUAUUUAUGUUGAAUAUUAUGUUAUUUUGGUUUUAUUGUGUGCGUAUUGCAUGGCCGAAUGUCUAGGCUAGCAGCUAGACUGCUCGCUCGUAAGGAGAAAAUCAAAGUCAAGGUCGAAAACAAAAUCUGUUUAUAAUACACCAUAAUAUAUUCUGGAUUAAGACUGCAACAAAAGUCAAAUAUAAUUUUUUACGUAAUAACUUGUUAUUUCAUGAAUAGUUAAGACUUAAAUACAGUCUUAAAACCCAA
Plodia interpunctella (Indianmeal moth) is the source of this 3426-nucleotide messenger RNA. RefSeq lists its product as uncharacterized. Gene Ontology annotation, molecular function: ribosome binding; ubiquitin protein ligase activity. NCBI's taxonomy places the organism in Eukaryota, Metazoa, Arthropoda, Insecta, Lepidoptera, Pyralidae. The record is from RefSeq and is a predicted model, not a curated record. Gene Ontology annotation, biological process: rescue of stalled cytosolic ribosome; protein ubiquitination. The coding region runs from base 117 to 2501 and encodes 794 amino acids. The transcript is spliced from 10 exons.